Molecule: messenger RNA, 3823 nt
Organism: Vitrella brassicaformis
Lineage: Eukaryota; Vitrellaceae
Source: the annotation of a GenBank genome assembly
UUCGUUUUUGGAGGUUCUAUGGCAGCAGCGGCAGCCACAGAUGCCACCAAUGCGCCGCCGCAGCGAGGCAUCCUAUUCCUGGACAGCGAUGGAGUCGUCAGUGUUCCGGGCCGACCGUCGCUUCAGUGCCCGAGCCGCGUUGCAGUGACAUAUGUCAAUGCAGGGGCAGUUGCUGCCAUAUGGAGAGGCGCAGAAGGCCAAGCAGAUGCCCAAGGAGAUGCCCAAGGAGAUGUCGGCCUGUCGGCAAUAGCAUUCAAGGUGUUCACGGGCGGCAGCAGGGAGAGGGAGGCCAAGCGAGAGGUGACGCGCUACAAUGAGAUCCGGGGCAAGGUCGACAGCAGGUAUGGCGGCGAUUGGUCGGGCGUGCCGUUCCUGCGGUCGUUUUGCACCAAGGUGCUGCACGGACGAUUGGAGGUCAAUGGCGCCAGCCAGGAGUGCUGCAUCGUGGCGAUGGAAUAUCUCGGUAAGCAGACCAAGCCAGACGCCAGAGCAUGCAUCCAUCUGUGUGUGUGCAACUUGCCAUGCAUUUAUCAAAGCAGACGAAUCAUUCUACCCCAUCGAGAAGCAUCAUUACGUCUUCAACCUGCCCCAAAUCACCGGCGGGCUGUCGGACCUGCGGACGCCCCAGGAGCGCAUCGCCGCGUAUCGCGGGUGUACUCACAUCGUGGCCGCCCAGCUUCUCAGUGUCGACGCCUAUGCGGAGGCCAUCAAGAUGGGGUACGGCCCGUGUGACCAGGCCAGUACCCAUCAGAGCUACAGCAAGGCCACCCUCGACCGCAUCGUCUACAACAGGCCCAGAGCCGAGCCUGGGGCCCGCUCUGUGGCCGUCUUCCUCGACGUCGGCAAUGUGCUUCGGAUCGCAUCUGGCGGCACCGCCAACCACUCGGCAUCAUCCAGCGCCUCGGCCCGCACCCCUCCCCCCUCACUAGACGGCCGCAAGCCUGUCUUUGUGCCCCGCAGCCCCACCGGUGCCCAUGACAACACACCAGCUGGCAAGGCGUUCGAGGAGUCUCCGGAGGUCUCCGUCCUUGGCGCCACCCUGGGCACCCUGAAGAGGGUGCUCGAGGAGGCGGGCGGCAGCGCGGAGGCCGUCCAGCAGCUGGCGGACAGGCACAACGGGUUGAAGGCAACACUCAUCCACGCGGAUGACGGGCAGGGCGUGUGGCUGGAGGCCGAGGCCAUUGCAGUGUUCAACAUCGCAGUAUCGAUCCUCGAGGUGCUGCUCGAUUCUGAGUCGCCGUGGCAGUGGUGGAAGCGACAGCUCAAGGAGAAGGACGAGGCACUGCAGACGCUGGGCCUGCCAGACGGACUGCGGCCGGAUGGCAAGGCAGGCCUGUCGGAGGACCAACGACGCCUCUUCCUCUCCAAGUACAUGUUGCUGCGGUGGGAUGAGGCGCUGAACACGAUGUGCGACGCCCAGGGCCGCCCACGCAAGGAGCUUGGGGGUGAGGCGGUGCUGACGGUCGAGGACUGCGAGUGUGGGAAGGGGUGGGAAUGGCUGCCGCUGAUGGAGCGCCGGCUGGCCAGCCUGGCUCGCAGGGGGCUCAGCGAGUCGUGGCGGGCACGGGGCACACUGAGCGACAUGAGGCAGGGGCUGCAGGAACUGCUCGAGCUGCUGCGACACAACAGCGUGGAUGUCGCUGUUUUCCUGGCCACGCCGUGGGUCUUGCCUCAGGAAUUCCCCGGCUUCGCCGAGCCACCUGAUGCUUCUCAGGUACAUAACACUUCACACACAGAGGCACACAACAGACGUCAUGCAUGUGUGUGUGUGUGUGUGUGUGUCGAUGCGCUUACGUGUCUGCAGGAAUCCGCUGCCCCGCUCGCCCCCUCUGCACCCGCCGCUGCUCAUGCUCCUAGUGGUGGUGGUUGCUGGGAUGACUCGAUGCUCGCUCCGCCAGCAGUUGACGACGCCGUGCCCUCACACGCGCACAUGCCCACGGUACCUUGCAGACAAACCAGCAACACACACAUGGCAGGAGACAUGUGACACUUCCCGCUAUGUUGGUCAUGCAGAUGUCAUUUCCGUUUCCCAUCACCAACGGUGCGGCAGAGGCUGACCAGCAGCAGGUGGACAUUCCCAGAGACAGACAAAGGAGAGGGGACUUGACACACACACAUCUAUCUGCCCUUUCCACACGCAGGUGGCCUCGCCAUGGGCCUUCCCGAGCCAUCGCCUGGACGCCGCCAGCGAGGCAUCAGCGGCUGUGGGGGCGGGGCAGCUCAGUGGUGGUGUUGGUGUUGGCGACCAGCACUGGCUGGCGGGCGACAUGUAUGGGGUGGAGUGGGGGCCUUCCAGCUUUGGUGUCGGUGCUGAUGAUGGCGACGUUGCUGCACCGCCGUGUGCUCAAGCGGCCCCGGUACAUACCAAAAUACCGAACGAAAGAACAAGAAUGUUCGGACCAAUGCCUUCGCUCCCCUUGUAUGUGUGAUGGUCAAUUGCAGAUGUUGGCGUUUCCAGGAGCACCCGUAGCUGACGGUGCAUCGUUCUCUGCCGACGGGCAGGAGGUACACAGCAUACACAUCAGAGGCACGGGGCAAUAGACAGCCGAUGAUCCACACGCACAUCUGUCUGUGUGUCCGUCUGUCAAUGUGCAGGCAGUGGAGGGUUCUCCUGCAGCCCCCAUCAUGUCGCCCAUUGACGCGACAUUCUCCGACAUGGCACCCCCAUUGGCGCCAUCGGCUGCCGUGGGCAAUCGGUCGUCGCCCCUCCCGUCGAAUGCCCAUCCCAUGCACCUCCUCCCGGCCCACGAAGCCCCUCUUCCCUCAUCCGGCGAGCCAGCGGCAGCUGCUGCUUCAGUGCGAGGCCACCCAGCCCUCGGCGGCGAGACGAGAGGAAUGGUGGACUCAGAGACGUCCCGAGAGGGAGGGUCCCCGGAUGCGACGCAGGGACGGCCUCAUGAGAGGGAGCGUAUCAAGGCGGUGACGAAGCGUUUGCUGACACAAAUGGUGAAGAAGGAUCCGAUGCGUUUCCUACAGAAGGUAUUGAUGUCUACAUGUGUUCAGUGCUAGCAAGCAUCAAGAGGUGUCGGUUCUCUGUAUGUAUGUCGGUCAGGUCGCUGGUGGUUCUGCUGAGGCGGCAGCGGCUCCCCGUGGGUCGCUGUUCGACGGCAUAGCUAUGCCAAGUGCUCCGGCGGUGCGCACAGCCGAUAAGAGACACAACACGACCUAGCAGCAGCAUGAUGACAUCUGCGUGUCCUUGGCACUGUCAGGUCGGUUCCUUGUCUGUCAUCUCUGCUGCAUCGCCCCCUUUCGCUGGCCAUGGCACGUCAAUGCUGCCGAUGGUCCAUCCCCCUGGCCCUCCUGCCGCCACGAUGGCGUCCCACCGCCCCUCAUCACUCUAUGGCGGCCCCCGUCAAGUCAACGGUGGCGGUGCUGCGGCUCCACACGUGCACUAUCCGCCCCCUUCCCGGCCGCCUGCAGCUCCAUUCGGACCAUCGCCGCCAAACCAUCCCCCGCCACCCCCCAUGCUACAUUCUCCUCCGGCUGGCGUUGCCUGCAGACCCCCGCUGCAUCCCCAGCGGCCCGGGGGGGUCCCACCAGGACACCCACCGCAGCCGCACGGGAGAGGGACAGGCCGAUAGACAGACAGACAGGUGUGUACAUUACGUAUUGCAGUCAGGUGUGCGGGCGGCUGACAGGUCAGGCAGCGGGCCGGGCCGGGAGUAGACGUGUGGGCCGGGAGGGAUGUAGCGGAAGGACACCAACGGGCUGACAGUCUGAGUGUCUGAGUGUCUGAGUGUCGGUGUGCAUAGGGGAGGGAGGGAACUGACAGAUCUGAUGGAUGCUGCAGACUGGCAGUGCUGAACAACGGUGCACAGAGUCU